AAGCAAAACACAGUGAGAGAGAGAGAGAGAGAGAAACAGAGAGAUCACUUUAGAGAAGGAGACCGAGCGAUCUAGCAAACAUGGGGUGACUCUCACAAAAGCAAAAGCAGCUCUCAGGGUGCUUUGUCUGUCUUAGCUGCUCAUCACAACACUCCAAUUUUUGUUUCAGUUUUUGUUUCUGGGUAGUUUGUAGAAAAUUAGAAGACAGCAGUCAAUUUUAGUAUACAACUCUGGAGCUGAGUUUUACUGAUCAGGUGUGACCUUGUGAGCACAAAUUCAUCCGAGAAUUACAGAUUUGGUGGGUUUAAGCCGGUCCCGGUUGAGUUUUCUCGUCGGUUUUGGGUUACUGCAACACCAGUAUCGACGGUGGUGGUGAUAUUGGCCGGAGUUAUGGCGACUGUGUCCCAAGCGGAUUCUAGACGCAUGUAUUCUUGGUGGUGGGACAGCCACAUAAGCCCAAAGAACUCGAGAUGGCUGAAGGAAAAUCUUACAGAUAUGGAUGCCAAAGUCAAACACAUGAUCAAACUUAUUGAAGAAGAUGCAGAUUCCUUUGCUAGAAGGGCAGAAAUGUAUUACAAAAAACGCCCAGAACUAAUGAAAUUGGUUGAAGAGUUCUACCGAGCAUACCGUGCGUUAGCUGAACGAUAUGAUCAUGCAACUGGGGCACUGCGCCAGGCUCAUCGAACCAUGGCAGAGGCAUUUCCCAACCAAGUUCCGUUUGUAGAUGACUCGCCUGCAGGUUCUUCUGCUAGUGAGACUGAUCCCCGAACACCUGAGAUGCCAGCUCCUAUACGAGCAUUAUUUGACCUUGAUGAAUUGCAAAAAGAUGCUCUGGGACUCUCCUCCUCAACCCAUUUCCAUGCUCUCAAAAGGAAUGGAGCUUUUGGUGAAGAAUCUGACUCUGGAACCAGCCGAAUUGGUUUGAAACAGCUGAAUGAUCUCUUUGGAUCGGGAGAAGGAAGGGCGAAAAAGGGCCUCAACUUCCUUGAUGCUGACGCAAAAGAACACAGCAUGCAGAACAAUGGCCAUGAUCUUAAAAAUCGAGCCUUGUUGGGGGAUGAUCGAGUGGGCAAAGCAGAGACAGAAAUAUCAAACUUAAAGAAAGCUCUUGCUAAACUAGAAGCUGAAAAGGAAGCUGGCUUACUUCAGUACCAAGAGUGUUUAGAGAGAGUAUCUAAUUUGGGGUCUGAAGUCUCUCGUGCACAAGAGGAUUCCAGGGGACUUAAUGAACGAGCCAGUAAAGCUGAAGCUGAAGUUCAAACUACAAAGGAAGCACUUAACACAUUAGAGGCUGAAAGGAAAGCUAGUCUUCUUCAGUAUCAGGAGUGCUUGGACAAAAUCUCUAAUCUGGAAAGCAUCAUCUCUUGUGCCCAAAAGGAUGCUGGAGAGCUAAAUGAUCGAGCUAGUAGAGCUGAAUUUGCAUCUGAAUCUCUACAGAAAGAUCUUGAAAGGGUGGCAUCUGAGAAAGAAGCUGCACUUGCACAAUACGAACGGUGUCUGGAGAAUAUAUCAAAUCUGGAGGACAAACUACUGCAUGUUGAGGAGGAUGCCAAGAAGAUUAACAAGCGUGCUGUUAAAGCUGAACUCGAAGUUGAAUCCUUGAAGCAAGCAAUUGCCAAUUUAACUGAAGAGAAGGAAGCUGCUGCUCUCCAGUACAAGCAAUGCCUGGAAACAAUAUCUAAUCUUGAGCAUAAGAUCUCUCAUGCGGAGGAGGAGGCACUACGGCUACACUCUCAGAUAGACGACGGGAUUGUGAAGUUCAAGGAUUCAGAAGAAAAGUGUCUUCUGCUGGUAAACUCAAAUCAAAAUCUGCAGUUGGAGUUGGAGUCUGUGGUGAAGCAAAUGCAAUCUCAAGGUGAAGAGCUUACAGAGAAGCAGAAGGAGUUGGGUAGACUUUGGGCUUGCAUACAAGAAGAGCGGUUGCGAUUUAUGGAGGCUGAAACUGCUUUCCAGACACUGCAGCAUUUGCAUUCCCAGUCCCAGGAGGAACUUAGAUCUCUUGUAGCUGAGCUCCAGAAUAGAGAUUUGAUUCUGAAGGACAUGGAAGCACGAUGUCAGAGAUUGGAUGAUGAAGUCCAGAAGGUGAAGGAGGAAAACAAGAGCCUAAGUGAGAUCAAUUUGUCUUCAUCUGUUUCAAUAAAAGAUCUGCAAGGUGAGAUCUUAAUCUUGAGGGAGACGAUUAAGAAACUUGAAGAGGAAGUUGAACUUCGAGUGGACCAAAGAAAUGCUCUUCAGCAAGAGAUAUACUGUCUGAAAGAGGAACUCAGUGACCUGAACAAGAAACACCAAGCUAUGCUAGAGCAGGUGGAGUCAGUUGGCUUGGAUCCAGUGUGCAUUGGGUCAUCUGUGAAGGAGUUGCAAGAUGAGAACUUACAGCUCAAACAAAUAUGUGAGGCUGAUAAAAGUGAGAAAGUGGCGCUGUUGGAAAAGUUGGAAAUCAUGCAGAAACUUCGGGAGAAAAAUGUUCUUUUGGAGAAUUCCCUUUCUGAUUUGAAUGUUGAGUUAGAAGGGGUUAGAGGGAAGGUAAAGGAGUUGGAACAAUCAUGUCAGUCUCUUCUGGCAGAAAAAGGUACUCUUCUUGCUGAAAAUGGCACUCUGAUUUCCCAGUUGCAGUUUAUGACUCAGAAUUUAGAAAAAUCAUCAGAGAAGAACAAAUUUUUGGAGAAUUCUCUCUUUGAUGCGAAUGCUGAACUGGAAGGCUUGAGUGUAAAAUCAAAGAGCUUAGAAGAAUCAUGCCUACUGCUUGGUAAUGAUAAGACUGGUCUGAUCACUGAGAGAGAGAGUUUAAUUUUGGAGUUGGGCAGUACUCGGCAAAGACUGGAAGAUCUGGAAAAAGGAUAUGCAGAGAUAGAAGAGAAACUCUCUGUUCUGGAGAAGGAAAGAGAUUCUGCACUUUGUAAAGUGGAAGAGCUAAAUGUAUGCUUAGAUUCUGAGAAGCAAAUUCAUGCCAGUUCUGUUGAGUUAAGGGAAACCCAGUUGGCUGAAAUGGAACUGAAGAUCUCUCAUCUCCAAGCAGAAGGGAUAUGCAGGAAGAAAGAAUUUGAAGAGGAACAAGACAAAUCUGUUACUGCACAGAUAGAAAUCUUUGUCCUGCAGAAAUGUGUAGAAGAUCUGGAAGAGAAGAACUUAUCCCUCAUGAUUGAGCAUCAAAAACUUUUGGGGGCAUCCGCAAUGUCAUUGAAGCUGAUUUCUGUCCUAGAGCAUGGCAAACUUGAACAACAGAAGGAAAUUAAGUCAUUGUUUGUGCAAAUUAAAGCACUGAGAAUGGGGCUGUAUCAGGUGUUGAAGAAUGUUGACAUUGAUGCAAACCUUGGGUGUGCAGAAAAGGAUGAGCAAGACCAAGCACUCCUUAAUCAUAUACUUGUCAAACUUCAAGACAAACAAAAUUCUUUCUCUGAAAGUUGUGAUGAAAACCAGCGGUUGCUUAAUGAGAACUCUGUUCUCAUAGCAAUGCUUGCCCAAAUGAAACUAGAGGCGGACUGUUGUAUGAGGGAAAGAAACACUCUUGACCAUGAGUUCAGGACCCAGUCUGAGAAGUUCUUGGUGUUGCAGAGUGGCGCCCAAAGACUUCGUGACAUGAAUGCAGAAUUGAAUUUGAAGGUAGUGGAGGGAGAACACAGAGAGGGAGUUUUGAGGACUGAAAUAGAUAAUCUGCACGAGCAGUUGUUGGACUUGCAAAGCAUUUACAAGAGUCUACAAAAAGAAAAUUCCCAGAUGGUUGAAGAUAAAGGAUCCUUGAAAAGGACGAUCUUGAAUUUGGAGGAAGAGGCGCGUAACCUAGAAGAGGAUAAAUGCGUCAUGUUUGCUGAAACAAUAUAUUAUAGUAACCUCUCCCUUGUUUUCGAUGAUAUUAUUUCCCAAAAGCAACUGGAACUGGAAGAGCUCAGUCACAAUUAUGAUGAACUUCAUCUUGGCAAUAAUGACCUGAAAGAGAAGGUGAGAGUAUUGGAGGGGCAGUUAGAAGUUAUACAGAUGGAAAACUUACAUCUCAAGGAGUCAUUAAAUAAGUCGGAGGAUGAGCUGAAAUUGGUUAAAUCUGUGAAUGAUCAAUUGAAUGGUGAUAUUGCAAAUGCAAAGGAUGGUUUGUCUCAAAAGGAAAAUGAGCUUUUGGAAGCCGGGCAGGUCAUAAAUGAACUACAGAAUGAGAAAAAAGAGCUGUAUAUACUGGUGGAGGAUUUGACUAGUAAAAGUGAUGAUGCGAAGGUGGUGCUGGAAGAUCAAGAGAAGCAAAUUUUCAAACUACAUGACGACAAUGACCGUCAUAGUAAAGAGAUUGGAUGCCUCCGUGAAGUGAAUCAGAAGUUGGAGGUGGAACUAUCGAAAUUGCAUGAAGAAGCUGAAAAAGGCAAAAUUGAGGAGGAAAGGCUGAUCAGUGAACUAAAAAGGGGAAGAGAAGAGAUAGAAAUGUGGGUGACUCACGCAGCCACCCUCUUUGGAGAACUGCAGAUCUCCUCCAUUCGUGAAACAUUGUUUGAAGGAAAGAUCCACGAGCUCAUUGAAGCCUGUCAGAUCCUUGAAGACAAAAGCGUUUCCAAAGGUCUGGAGAGUGAACAGAUGAAUGAAAGAGUCGGCACAUUGGAACAUGAAAAUGGAGAGCUACUAGCUCAGUUGGCUGCCUAUAUUCCAGCUGUCAUCUCUCUGAAGGAGUGUACAACAGCCCUUGAGAAUCAUUCACUUAUUAACACCAGAUGCUCAGAGGAUGCCCUUCUGCAAGCUGAGAGCUCUAAAACGGAUGGACAUCAAAUUGACACAGUGCCAGAUGGCAUUUCAGGACUGCAGGAUUUACAAAGAAGAAUCAAAGCUAUUGAAAAGGCUAUGGUAGAAAAGGAAAGCCAUCUUACUGUCAAUCAGGAAGGUAAACAAUUUGGGGACAGGUUCGGUAGUGAGAAGCCUGAAAUCUCUGAAGUGGGGAACGAAGUUCUGACGAAGGACAUCAUUCUCGAUCAGAUAUCAGAGUGUUCAUCCUAUGGGGUAAGCAGGAGAGAAACCAUAGAGCCUGAUGCUCAGAUGAUGGAGUUAUGGGAGACCGCUGACCAGGAUGGCAGCAUUGAUUUGAUGGUUGGCAAGGCCCAGAAGGCAACUACUGUACCGACUGACCACAGUCAGACUGAAGCUAUAAAGAAACACAAGAAUAAAUAUCCCUCUUCAGAAUCAUUGGUUGAGAAGGAAUAUAGCGUUGACAAAUUAGAGAUCUCUAAGAGAUUCUCGGAGCCCCGUCAAGAAGGCAACAAGAGAAGGAUUCUAGAAAGACUUGAUUCUGACGUUCAAAAGUUGACAAACCUUCAAAUUACCGUGGAAGACCUGAAGAAGAAGGUGGACAUUACUGAGAAGACCAAAAAGGGCAAAGGUAUUGAAUUUGGUACUGUAAAAGAGCAGCUGGAUGAAGCCGAAGAAGCCAUCACUAGAUUGUUUGAUGCCAAUAACAAAUUGAUGAAGAGUGUCGAAGAUGAAUUUGUGUCUCCUGAUGGAGCUUCUGAGAUAGUCCCAGAUCACAGUGGGACUGUCAGCAGAAGGAGACUGUCCGAACAAGCAAAAAGAGGGUCAGAGAAAAUCGGUCGAUUGCAGUUGGAGGUACAGAAACUGCAAUUUCUUCUACUGAAGCUGGAUGGUGAAAAGGAAAGCAAAGGGUCAACCAGGAUCAAGGAGAGGAAAACAAGAGUUCUUCUGCGGGACUAUCUCUAUUCUGGGACUAGAAUGAGCAACACAACCCCAAAGCGUAAGAAAGCUCCUUUUUGUGCAUGCAUGCCCCCAACUAAGGGAGAUUGAAGCAAUGAAACUUGAUGUGCCCAAUGGUAUAGUACAAAGUAAUGAGAAUGAGGCAUUAGACUUGUCUCAUUGUCCAUAAGUUUUUCUUUCCUUUUAUAGAGUUAUUUAAUAGAGAGGAUUAGUUGGGUCUCGCAUAGCUUUGAGAUCCUGCUGUACAUGUCAGGCUCUAUCUACCAAUCAAAGGAGACCCAGUCUGCUGUACAUGGAGUUUAUUCUUCUUUUACAUAAAUAGUUCUGUUAGUUUCUUUUUGGUACUAGCUAGUCUAUUGUGUAAUUUUGCAGCUUAGAAUAAAAUGCUUCUGUUACAUGUUCA
Rosa rugosa (rugosa rose) is the source of this 6079-nucleotide messenger RNA. RefSeq names its product protein NETWORKED 1D. The transcript has 5 exons. Gene Ontology annotation, cellular component: plasma membrane. The record is from RefSeq and is a predicted model, not a curated record. Gene Ontology annotation, molecular function: actin filament binding. Lineage: Eukaryota; Viridiplantae; Streptophyta; Magnoliopsida; Rosales; Rosaceae. Bases 391 to 5766 code for a protein of 1791 amino acids.